AUGGCGUCAAAGAUUGGGAACAUUGGCUGCGGCAUAAGGAUCUAUACGGGCGGGAUAUGGUCUUUCAUUGCCAAUGCAGACCGAUCUGCAGAGGACGCGCGCAUACAGAAAAGCUAUGCAUCAUGUCAUCGGGAGCACCAAGUCUAUGGCGGACUUCCAUCCCUUGUUAGAAAGGGAGGUCCGGCGGUUUCUGCUGCGGACAUUGCGAACUCCGAAGGAGUUAAUUCAACACCUAAAGACAUUGGCUAUGGAUACACCGUGGAGCCACAUGGCCCCGACCCGUUCGUUGACCUUGCCAACAAGGUCAUGGCAGAGUUCUCAGUUGCAACGCAACCGGGGACCUGGGCUCCUGAUAUCAUCCCGGCUCUGAAAUACAUCCCUUCAUGGUUCCCCGGCGCGGAGUUCCAACGCAUGGCGAAGACAUUCAACUCACGCGUGAAUGAUUUCUCGGGCAAGCCGUACGCAUUCGUGCAGAAGAAGAUGGCUCGUGGAUCCUACAAACCGUCCUAUCUGUCUCGUUUGCUGGAGAAAGACAAUCCACAGCCUGGAUCGGAGGAGGAGCUCGUCGCGCGAUGGUCUGCUGCGUCUCUUUACGGCGGGGGCAGCGAUACAACACUUUCUUCUCUGGGCUCCUUCUUCCUCGCGAUGGCCAUGUACCCAGACAUCCAACGAAAAGCCCAAGCGGAAAUCGACCGGGUAGCUGGCAACAGACUCCCAACCUUCAACGACCGCGCCGAACUGCCGUAUACAGAGGCCGUGGUGAAGGAGCUCCUCCGCUGGCUCCCCGUAGCACCCAUGGCUCUACCUCACCGCGCUACCGAUGACAGAAGCUGCGGCGGGUAUCUCGUUCCGAGAGAUGCACUGAUCCUCCCGAAUGUCUGGGGUUUCCUACACGACCCCGAGGUCUAUCACGACCCGAUGACCUUCAACCCGGAGCGGUUCCUGGGGAGUACCCCUGAACCUGAUCCGCGCAAGUUUGCGUUUGGGUUUGGACGGCGCGUGUGUCCGGGUAAGGCGCUUGCGGAGGCGAAUGCUUUCCUCGCUGUCGCUAUGUCGCUGGCUGUGUUUCGCAUUCGGGAUGCUAAGCAGAAUGGGCGCAAGAUUGAUGGGUAUCCGGAUGUUACGGCUGGUGUUAUCAGUCAUCCGGUCGAUUUUGAGGUUGAGAUUAGUGCGCGCAGUGCGGCGCAUGAGGCGCUGAUUGAGUCGGUUGAAAAGGACUGUCCGUGGCAGGAGGGUGAUGGCAAAGAGUGCGAUUUCUAG
Molecule: messenger RNA, 1260 nt
Organism: Aspergillus terreus NIH2624
Lineage: Eukaryota; Fungi; Ascomycota; Eurotiomycetes; Eurotiales; Aspergillaceae
Product: cytochrome P450
Exons: 6
Coding region: 1-1260 (419 amino acids)
Molecular function (GO): monooxygenase activity; heme binding; iron ion binding
Source: RefSeq, a predicted model, not a curated record